UACUUGUCCCUGGUCUGUAACCUGUGUCUUAGCGACACAGUAAAAGUAUAUUGACAUCUACUGACAUAAAUACAAUUUAAUUUAUCUAUUUGUCAAGACUAAUAAAAUAAAACUAAUUGGAUUAAAUUAAAUUACUGUAUUUAUUUAUUCUAGGUGGUAGUACAGUGUCGAGAGUUAGUUACUGUCAGUGUUAAAUAAAUAGUUUUUUAUUUGUUGAGUACUGUAAUGUGAUAGGACGAAUAACGAGAACGAGAGAUGCCGGAAAAAUAUUAUUUUGGUACAUAAUAAAAGGAUGACACGUUUUUUAUCAGAGCAUACGACCAAUUGUCCUUAUUAUUGUUAUUACUCAAGACGCUUGAACCAGCGUCGACGGUAUUUAACAAAAAAAUCACCCUCUUGUUCAACAGUGGGGUUGAAAAAAAAAUCAUUUUUUAAUUGUUAUCAUGCUCACAGAAAUGGUUCGUCUCUCUUACCAACAUCGUGCUUUUUAUUGCUAUGUUAUACUCAGUAUUUGGAUAUUCCUUCUCGUUGCUGGCAUGUACAAAUACAUCGGGAACAAUGAAAACAGUUCUGUUCAAAGUAAACCACUGAGUAGUGAUGUACCGGUUCGUGAAUUCGCACGACAUUUUAAGCCAGAUAUUAAAAAUAAAAGAAUAUUUAAAUUGUGUAAUCCACCGGAUGACAUCAAAAGUGGAGCAGAAGGUAAAAUUGAUGGAAAUUUUACUCUAGAAGGAGUAAUUAUAUUUAUCCGUCAUGGAGAUCGCGGACCAUUAUCACAUAUACGUAAUAUCAGUACAGUCAACUGCGCGGGUGACUUUAGUUCGGACCCACGUCUCGAAAGUAUUUACGAAAAUUAUCAUAAUUUUAUACUCAAUUCGACGGCAUACCCGCAGUCAUCUUGGUCCCAAUUUUUGGGUCCAUUUCACGGGUUUCCUAUGCUGCCUAGUAAUGUAAGGGAAUGUAAAAUAGGGGAACUCACGACUCUCGGUAUCGGACAAUUACUCAAGACUGGAUUGAUACUCAGAAAUGCGUAUUACAAUAAACUUAAUCUCGGUAAUAGUACACUGUCAUCUAGAGAUGUUAUUGUCUAUAGCACGAGAUAUCGGAGAACUGUACAAAGUGCCAUAGCUCUUCUUUAUUCAUUUUUGCUUGAGAACGAAGUCUUCCAAAAUUUCGGAAAAAUUACAAUGCGUGAGAGUUCAAGCCUUACUUUUUGUAACACUGAUUGUGCGUGUCCUACUGCUGAAAAAUUUUUCAAACAAUACAACAAGGAAACAAACGAUCGUUUAAAAUCCCAUCCAGCGGUUAUAGAAUUAAUAAAACAAGCGUCAAAUAUUGUGUUCGAAAUGCCGGAUCAAGCGCAAACAAAGCAUCCAGACACGCUCAAAGAUGCAUUGUUAACAUAUAUAUGUCAUGGAUCAUCACUUCCAUGUGUUAAUUACGAUAGCCAGCGUGUUUGUGUUAAAACAGACCAGGUUACCGGACUGUUUGCUUACAUUGAAUGGGAAUCACGUCUCAAUAUCAAGAGCUCGAGUCGUCGGAAAUACGGACUCUUGAGAGCCUACGGUUUAUUGAGAAACGUCGUCUCGCAUAUGGUACAAAUGAUUUCUGAAUCAAAGCCAAAAAUCGUCCUGUUUUCCGGUCACGAUAAAACCCUCGAGUACUUAACGAGUGCUCUUGGUAUUGUCGUCGAUCACGCCAUUUCGCCCCACUACGCGUCCCGUUUUGUCAUUGAAAUUUGUCGCGCUAAUUCAAAAAAUGAAAAUCACGUUGCUAAUGACUUUUACUUUCGCGUGAUCGUAAACGGCAAAGAUGUAACGCAGACCAUAACGUUUUGUAAAAAUUCUAAUUAUUAUAGCGCGAGUUACGGUGACAAAAAUGAUGAGGGUGAUUUUUUAAAAAGGGAAUACAAACUGUGUCCUAUUGAAGCCAUCAUACGUCAGUUACACGACGAUUAUUUUCUUCCCUUCAAUGCAACUAAUUUUAAAGACGCUUGUUUGAAUCAAUGAUUGUUUAACUUAUUUUUAUCUCUGUAAACAUGCAGGCAGAACUUUUAAUGAUGAAUAGUUUAUAAAAGUUAUUUAUAGUUUUUAAUCAAUACACUGAGAGAAAAAAUAACUUUUAGGAAUAUUUUAUUUUAUUCUUACAAGAAAUUGGGCAAUUGCACUGUAAAAAAUCGGGAGUGAAUUCGGAGGGAUUACGGAUUUUUAUUUGAAUCCGGAUUCACUCCACUCGGAGAUCCGGAAUUUAAGAAAAAAAUUUUUGUCUGUCAAGAGAAUUAUUUUGAAUUUAAAUAUGAAAUUAAUAAUGUAUAAAUUUUUAUUGAUUUACAACUUAAGGAAAUAUUAUUUUUACAAAAGUUAAUUUUUUUCUCAGUGUAGCUCUGCGUCAAAGUAGAAAUUUUAUUUACUUUGAUCUUUUUAAAUUCUUGUUUUAUCUAAAAUUACUAAAGAUUAAAAUUUUUUUUUAAAAAUGCACUAGUUAUUACGCGCAGGUUCUAAUUACUAAAUUAUAAAAAUAUUAGAAGCAUCGCUUAGAUAAUUUAUUACGCAGAUAUAUAUAUAUUAAAUACCGUAGGUAAAAUUCUUCGCCUUAAAAAAAAAAGAAACAAAACCACAAAUCUCUGCUACUAUACAUUUUCUCUAUGAUGUUUUAUAAAAAUGUUGAUGGUGAGUGUAGAUACUCAUUUAUAUAUAUUUUAUCAUACAACUUAUUGUAAAUAUGUAUAUAAGUGCUCGUAAAAAUUUUAGUUAAUCAAGUCUGAUUCACAAUACACAUGUCUGGUGUACUUGCAGACAUAAAACUAGACAAAUAAUAAUUAUUUAGAAGUAUAACUGAAAGUAAAUUGUUUUGACAAUUAAACAAUUGAUAAUAAAACUUUGUAGAUUUACUUUUUCACGAGACUAGGUCUUUAGCGAGAGACAAGUAUUUUAUCUCAGUACAAUUUAAACUAGACUUUAAACAAUAAAAUACUUCACUACUGUCAAUAGAUGAUCCGUCGAGCUUUUUAAAGCGAAAGAAGACAACGCAAUAGUAUAUUGAGUGACAAGGGAUGAAACAAAACUAUUUCAGACCAGGGUGAAGUUGGCUGACAUCACCCGCAGUCUGAAAUCGUCUUUCAUCCUGAGUUACACACUAGAUUUUUCAUGAUUACCUGCAUUGGAACUCAGUUUCAAUGUCAGCAGCCAGUCAGAAUCAAGUUAAUUUAAGACCCAUGGAGUCAUCAAUUAUUAAAUUGUUAUUUGCAAUUUAUAAUUAAGCAGAAGCUAUAAAUACUAUUUAUUAAUCUCACUAAUUUUUAUAAAAUUUAAUCACAGUCAGAACUGUCAUUUACGUAAAUAAAAUUAAUGCUCUGAAAUUACUCAUAAAAAAAUUACAAGUAUCAGAGUUUAAAUUCCGAAAGCCUUCAGUCUGCAGUAGGGCGCUUCAAAAAAAAAAUUUAAUUUAAUUUUUUUCGCUCUUACCCCCUGAAACGUUAGUGGUUGCCGAGAAAAAAAUCCUCCCAAAAAAUGGGCUCUCUAGCUCAACUCUAAGAGGUCGCUAUUUUAAUUUUAAUUUCCCAUCUAAUUAACAUCUAAAAAUUUACUUUUUCACUAAAAGUGUAAUUACUCGUAAGCUGCUCAAUAUUUUUCAAAUUUAUACUAAGAUCUUCAAAGCUGAUUCCUCGAGCUUUCCAAAACCCUAUGAUAACUUAAAAUUAUUGCCAAUUGAAGCUGCCAAAAAAAAAAUGAAAAUUAACAAUUUCAUUUUGAAAUACAAAAUCGAUACUAUUCAGAUAGCUUCAAUUGGCGUUUUAAUCAUGAUAAUUAUGACUUAUCACAGGGUUUUGGAAAGCUUGAGGAAUCAGCUUUAAAGAUCUUUGUAUAAAUUUGAAAAAUAUUGAGCAGCUUACGAGUAAUUCUACUUUUAGUGAAAUAGUAUAUUACACACCUAGAGGAGUAAAAUAAUAAAAGUCUCAGAUUACGUUAUUUGUUGCCGAGGCUCACAAACAUGUGAUCUGAGGCUUUUCUUAUUUUACUGACCUAGGUAUGUAAUAUACUUUUUUUCCCAAGGGAUGAAACAAGUUUGUUUCUGCCCGCUGACUGAAGACAUUCAAAAUUUCGCGCACUUGCUAAUUGGACUGAAAUGAUCUUCUUUCGAUUGGCUGCAGAGACACUAAAACUUUAAGUUUCGAUGUUGAUAUCAUGAAAAUAAAAUAAUUAAUUAAUAAAAAUAAAACCUGGAUAUCAACGAACAUAUUAUUUUAUGCUUACCAAUAAAUACUCUGUAUAAUAUUUGUUCAAAAAAUUUAUU
Messenger RNA from Microplitis mediator, 4293 nucleotides. Its product is annotated as 2-phosphoxylose phosphatase 1. Gene Ontology annotation, molecular function: phosphatase activity. Lineage: Eukaryota; Metazoa; Arthropoda; Insecta; Hymenoptera; Braconidae. The transcript has 4 exons. The record is from RefSeq and is a predicted model, not a curated record. Gene Ontology annotation, biological process: dephosphorylation. Bases 444 to 2009 code for a protein of 521 amino acids.